Molecule: messenger RNA, 1097 nt
Organism: Dryobates pubescens (Downy woodpecker)
Lineage: Eukaryota; Metazoa; Chordata; Aves; Piciformes; Picidae
Gene: TNNT3
Product: troponin T3, fast skeletal type
Exons: 13
Coding region: 1-732 (243 amino acids)
Biological process (GO): muscle contraction; regulation of muscle contraction; sarcomere organization
Cellular component (GO): troponin complex
Molecular function (GO): tropomyosin binding; troponin I binding; troponin C binding
Source: RefSeq, a predicted model, not a curated record
AUGUCUGAUACCGAGGAAGUGGAUCAAGGAGAGGUUCAGGAGCCAGCUGAGGAAGCCCAUGAAGAAGAGGAGAAGCCCAGAAUAAAGCUAACUGCUCCUAAAAUACCGGAGGGUGAGAAAGUAGAUUUCGAUGACAUCCAAAAGAAAAGGCAGAACAAAGACCUGAUCGAGCUGCAGGCCCUGAUUGACAGCCACUUUGAAGCCAGAAGAAAGGAAGAGGAAGAGCUGGUUGCCCUCAAGGAGAGGAUUGAGAAGCGCAGAGCUGAGAGAGCAGAGCAGCAAAGGAUCCGUGCUGAGAAGGAGAAGGAGCGCCAGGCGCGGCUGGCGGAGGAAAAGGCACGGAGAGAGGAAGAAGAUGCCAAGAGAAAAGCUGAGGAUGACCUCAAGAAGAAGAAGGCUCUCUCCUCCAUGGGUGCCACAUACAGCAGCUACCUGGCUAAGGCUGAUCAGAAGAGAGGGAAGAAGCAAACCGCUAGAGAGACGAAGAAGAAGGUCCUGGCGGAGAGGCGCAAGCCCUUGAACAUCGACCACCUGAAUGAAGAUAAGCUGAGGGACAAGGCCAAGGAGCUGUGGGACUGGCUGUACCAGCUGGAGACUGAGAAGUAUGACUUUACAGAGCAGAUCAAGAGGAAGAAAUAUGAGAUUAUCACCUUCAGGAACCGAAUCGAUCAGGCUCAGAAGCACAGCAAGAAGGCUGGAGCCAAGGGCAAGGUUGGCGGGCGCUGGAAGUAAAGAGCCAGGCAGGAUGGCCCUUAGCAGCGUGCUGAAGCCCUGCUGGUCUCCUCUUUCCUCCUUCACCAAUCACUUGUGUUCCCACGCCUCAGCAACAACCAAAAAUCACACCACCAGCCUGUGUUGGCUACUGCUGCUGCUUUUCUUCUCCUUUUUCCUCCUGGAGGGGUCUGGCAGCUUCCUCAGGCAAAAGGAAGCAAGUUCCCUGUGGAACAGAGAUGACUCCUCGCUGGCUUCUUCACCUCCUGCUGAGCUUGUCCUUUACCCUCCUGAUGCCAACCCUCUGCUGUCCUGUAGAUUGCUGUGUACAAAUCUCUGGAUUUUGUAAAUAAAGCAUGACCAGUACCUACUCCCUGUGGCAGCCC